CAUACGGCAGGACGUUAGAGUCGUUCCGGUACAAUGAACCUGCAUCUAGAGCCAUUACCGUAUAAAACAACGUGUAACAUCAGUAAGGAGUACCGUGAACACGUUCCAUCAACGUACAUACACGGCGAUGCAGCAAUGCGGCUAAAUGCGACACUCUACGGAUCGAUCCGAUCAACCACUCGCUUACCCCCAAACUCGUCUCAUCCGAAAAUCCCACCCAAUCUGAUACGGUGCAAGUACUAGCUAUUGUUCUUAUGCGAUCAUCGGAUAUAGCAGUACAUUAGAGAUCUGGUCUCAGUCAUGACUUGAGGCUCGGGUGACAGUACCGGUUUCCUGGAAUUCGGACUUCGCGUACCUGGCAAUCGUUAAACGUGAGGUAUUAUGCUAUCUAUUAAGAUCUGGCGUGCUUUUAAUGGGAAUUUUGAAUGGCCUCAUUUUCAAAGCGUAUGGGACAUAGGGUUUGGCGGAACUCAACCCUCGGGGCGUCAGUCACUGGCAGCAAUGAUUGAGGCCCCAGCAAUCGUUGGAUACUUCAACUCUGGCGCGUUCAAACGGUUGUGAUGCUGAUACUGUAUUAACAUUUUGAUUGGGUAUAUUGGUACAUGCAGAC
This is a messenger RNA of Aaosphaeria arxii CBS 175.79, 610 nucleotides long. RefSeq lists its product as uncharacterized. The record is from RefSeq and is a predicted model, not a curated record. Lineage: Eukaryota; Fungi; Ascomycota; Dothideomycetes; Pleosporales. The transcript has a single exon. The coding region runs from base 382 to 561 and encodes 59 amino acids.